CAAAGAUCUGUAUAAGGACGUCAUGAUGGAGGAUCACCAGACUCUCACAUCACUAGUUAAAGAAGAGAGAACAACACCGGAGAGAUGUCCCAGUCCUCUUCUUCCACAGGAUGGUUCAGGAGAACAUCACAAUGUCGCACAGGAUGAUCAGGUUCAGAAUCCAGGUGAAGAUCUGAACAUUAUAUAUGUUACAGAGGCAUAUGUGAGGGGUGAUGAGCAGAGUACAGAGGACAUUCCUACAGACAACUGCCCAGAUGACUAUAUCAUGAGCUCAAAGGAACUUCCGAUGCCUAAAGAUUUAAAAGCAAAUGAUCAUGCUCUGGUACAAGAUGCUUAUGAAGUAUUUGUCAUUAUCCCAGAUACACCCUCAGCCUUGCAAAGCAACAGUCAAUCUGAUCUGUUUCAACGAGUCCUGCCUUUUGAUUCAUCACAGACUGUUAAGCAAAAUAAAGGACACAGAAGAGGUGAACAUCCGACAACUCCCACAGGGGAGAAGCCAUUUUCAUGUUUAGAAUGCGGGAAACGGUUUAUGAAAAAAACGAUUCUUACUACACAUAAGAGAAUUCACACAGGGGAGAAACCAUUUUCAUGCUCAGAAUGUGGGAAAUGCUAUAGGAUGAAAUCAAGCCUUACUAUACACCAAAGAGCUCACACAGGAGAGAAGCUAUUUUCGUGUUUAGAAUGUGGUAAACGGUUUAGCAACAAAUCGAGUCUUUUUACACAUAAGAGAAUUCACACAGGGGAAAAACCAUUUUCAUGUUUAGAAUGUGAAAAAUGUUUUAUCCAGAAAUCAGAUCUUGUUAAACAUCAGAGAGGUCACACAGGGGAGAAGCCAUUUUCAUGUGCAGAAUGUGGGAAAUUGUUUAGGAAAAAAUCAAAACUUAUUAUACAUGAGAGAGUUCACACAGGGGAGAAACCAUAUUCGUGUUCAGAAUGUGGGAAACAGUUUACAAACAAAUCAAGUCUUAUUACACAUAAGAGAAUUCACACAGGGGAAAAACCAUUUUCAUGUUUAGAAUGCGGGAAAUGGUUUAGGAAAAAAUCAAAUCUUAUUAUACAUGAUAGAGUUCACACAGGGGAGAAACCAUAUUCAUGUUCAGAAUGUGGAAAAUGUUUUAGUCAGAAAUCAGAUCUUGUUAAACAUCAGAGAAGUCACACGGGGGAGAAACCAUUUUCAUGUGCAGAAUGUGGGAAAUGUUUUGGCGAUAAAUCAAGUUUAAUUUCACAUAAGAAAAUUCACACAGGAGAGAAGUCGUUUUCAUGUUCAGAAUGUGGGAAAUGGUUUAGGAAAAAAUCAAAUCUUAUUAUACAUGAGAGAGUUCACACAGGGGAGAAGCCAUAUUCGUGUUCAGAAUGUGGAAAAUGUUUUAGUCAGAAAUCAGAUCUUGUUAAACAUCAGAGAAGUCACACGGGGGAGAAACCAUUUUCAUGUGCAGAAUGUGGGAAAUGUUUUAGUGAUAAAUCAAGUUUUAUUUCACAUAAGAAAAUUCACACAGGAGAGAAGUCAUUUUCAUGUUCAGAAUGUGGGAAAUGGUUUAGGAAAAAAUCUAAUCUUAUUAUACAUGGGAGAGUUCACACAGGGGAGAAGCCAUAUUCGUGUUCAGAAUGUGGAAAAUGUUUUAGUCAGAAAUCAGUUCUUGUUAAACAUCAAAGAAGUCACACAGGGGAGAAACCAUUUUCAUGUGCAGAAUGUGGGAAAUGUUUUAGCGCUAAAUCAAGUUUUAUUUCACAUAAGAAAAUUCACACAGGAGAGAAGUCAUUUUCAUGUUCAGAAUGUGGGAAAUGGUUUAGGAAAAAAUCUAAUCUUAUUAUACAUGAGAGAGUUCACACAGGGGAGAAGCCAUAUUCGUGUUCAGAAUGUGGAAAAUGUUUUAGUCAGAAAUCAGAUCUUGUUAAACAUCAGAGAAGUCACACGGGGGAGAAACCAUUUUCAUGUGCAGAAUGUGGGAAAUGUUUUAGCGAUAAAUCAAGUUUUAUUUCACAUAAGAAAAUUCACACAGGAGAGAAGUCAUUUUCAUGUUCAGAAUGUGGGAAAUGGUUUAGGAAAAAAUCAAGUCUUAUUAUACAUGAUAGAAUUCACACAGGGGAGAAGCCAUAUUCGUGUUCAGAAUGUGGAAAAUGUUUUAGUCAGAAAUCAGAUCUUGUUAAACAUCAGCGAAUCCAUACAGGGAAGAAGCCAUUUUCAUGUUCAGACUUGGAAAAGUUGUAGCUUUAAACCAGAACUUGUUAUACAACAGAGAACUCACACAGCGGAGAAGCCAUAUUUAUGUUCAAAUGUGGGAAAUGUUUUAAUCAGAAAUCAGAAUUUACCAUCAGAGAAUUUACACUGGGGUGCA
Bufo gargarizans (Asiatic toad) is the source of this 2336-nucleotide messenger RNA. Its product is annotated as zinc finger protein 260-like. Gene Ontology annotation, molecular function: DNA-binding transcription factor activity; RNA polymerase II cis-regulatory region sequence-specific DNA binding. NCBI's taxonomy places the organism in Eukaryota, Metazoa, Chordata, Amphibia, Anura, Bufonidae. The transcript is spliced from 4 exons. Gene Ontology annotation, biological process: regulation of transcription by RNA polymerase II. Bases 23 to 2209 code for a protein of 728 amino acids. The record is from RefSeq and is a predicted model, not a curated record.